This is a messenger RNA of Danio aesculapii, 2629 nucleotides long. It is a transcript of the gene mettl22, whose product is annotated as methyltransferase 22, Kin17 lysine. Gene Ontology annotation, biological process: protein methylation. Gene Ontology annotation, molecular function: protein methyltransferase activity. The record is from RefSeq and is a predicted model, not a curated record. Lineage: Eukaryota; Metazoa; Chordata; Actinopteri; Cypriniformes; Danionidae. The transcript has 12 exons. Gene Ontology annotation, cellular component: nucleus. Bases 191 to 1264 code for a protein of 357 amino acids.
GGUUCUUACACGGUCAGCUCUUAAUGUAACACUGCUCGUCUAACCUCUCAUAAGCUGCAGUAUAACCUUUUCAUGAGCUCUUUGCCCCCAAGCUGAUCAGAAAACUGCAAGGUGACGCGUUGAAGAAACUGUAAACUUGCGUGUCAGAACCUAAACAGCAUCCUUGAUAGAGUGCCAUGCAGGGACGAUCAUGGACCAGGUCACAUUUAGAAGUGACACCGUUCUGUCUGAUGUCCAUCUGCUGCUACCAAACACUCGCCAUCUCAUGAAGAGACUCAACGGUGUGGGACAGCCCGUCUUUACUUCAAAGUUCAAGAUUCUGCGGGAUAUCGAUGGGAAGGACUCGAGUGAUGAUUUGCCUGUCCGUGAGAGUUCAGAUGCAUCAGAUGUUCCUCGGGAUGAAGAUGGGGAUCUGGAUGUGGUUAGGAGGCCCAGAUACACCACUUCUGACAGAGAUGCAGUUUGUCCCAUAAUACUCAGUCAAUCUGCGGCCACAUCAAGUGAUCAGGAUGAAGAUUCUGACGAGGAAGAGGAGAGUGUCCGUGACAUCAUUACGAUUGAGCACACAAUGGCGACUCCACUGGAAGAUGUUGGGAAGCAGAUCUGGCGUGGUGCUUUCCUGUUGGCUGAUUUCAUCCUGGCUCAGUCAAGCAUGUUCAAAGGCGCCACUGUCCUGGAGGUCGGAGCAGGAACAGGACUGACCAGCAUUGUCAUGGCAAUGGUGGCCAAAACGGUCUACUGCACAGAUGUUGGUGAGGAUCUUCUGAACAUGUGCCAGAGAAAUGUGACCGUGAACAAGCAGCACUUUGAACCCCAAGAGAGUGAGAUCAUGGUGCGUCAGCUGGACUGGAUGGCGGACGAUUUCUGCACAGAUGCAGAUUUGGAAUUCAGCUGGACCGACACUGAAGUAGCGGACUUGCAUGAUAAUACCACUUUUGUGAUCGCAGCAGAUGUGUGUUAUGAUGACGAUCUUACAGAUGCACUAUUCAGAACAAUAUACAGACUCUCCAGCAACAUGAGAAAGCCCAGCACAACAUACAUCUCAAUAGAGAAGAGAUUGAACUUCACACUGCAGCACAUGGACGUGUCCUGUGAAGCUUAUGAUCACUUCCGCCACUGUCUAGACCAGCUACAGCAGAUGAAAGACGGAAAGAUGAAUUUCAAAGUAGAACCCGUCAAGAUCUCCUUUCCUCAGUUCUUCCAGUACGAAAGAGUUGAGCAGCUGGAACUGUGGAAGGUGUCUGCAGAGAGACUUAAUAUAUAACUCAGGUUUUUAAGGUUUGAUUUAACUCCAGGAUUUGACUCUUGUCUUUGUAAAUCCUGUUUUAACUAAAGGGAUAGUUCACCCAAAAAUGAAAAGCUGCUGUUAAUUUGACCCUCGGGUCAUUCAAGAGGUUAAUUUUUUCUUCAAUUUAACUUUAUAGCAGAGUUUUUAGCUAAAACUGUGGUACUUGGUGAUUCACAAAAUGUAAGUAAAUGGCUAUUAGCAAGUUGAGAGUCACAAAAAACACAUACAAGCAAAAUAAAAUUAGUACUCAUUACUCCUGAUGAUACAUUGAGGUCUUUUGAAGUGAAGUAGCAGGUAAUUUUACUGCUUUGGACUUGUUCAUGACUGUUUGCAGUUGCUUUGGAUUCAAAGUAAUAAUGUUUUAGAUAAUUUUCAGUUUCUUGUGUAUGCAUGUAUAUAUGUUGUUGUUUUUUACUCUCAAAGUGUGUUAACAUGCAUAUUAUGAAUCACCAAGGACCAAAAACAACAAAAAAAUCUUUAAUUUAUCUGAAGAAAAAAUCAUCCACAUGAUUGACCUGAGGAUACAUUUCUAAAUAAUAAUCAGAUUUAUACUUUUGAGUUUUUUGAGUGCUUAGCUUGAUCAUUUGCUCUUUAUGUUAUUUAAAUGUAACAUUUUAUUUCAAAAGAGAUUAUUAUUUAAAAUGUGUGUUUUACUGUGACCAGCUUGAGUUUUUAGGAUUAGGAUUCAUUAAUGGUAUGUUUUGGGGGUAUUUAUUUGGGGUAUUUUUAGAACUUUUGAAGCAGAAUGUUUUGUUAGCGAGGUAAUAAAGUGUAUUUGCAUAAAGUACAUGACAUAAAUGAAUCUCAUUUUUAAUAUAUCUAUUUUUAAGUAACAUUUGAAGCAUUGACAUGCAUAUAUAGUGCACUUAAAGGGAUAAGGGGAGCACGAGGCACAAAGUAACGCUGGGUAAAAUGUAACUUGGAGUUUUAAGGUAUUUGCUCAGGGUUAUAUAUGGCAUGCUUCCAAUGUUUUCAUCACAGUGUCGCCAGACAUUUUCCUAAUUAUUGAAAAAGUUCUGCGAAAUUUGAAUGAGAAACACAGAAGAAAAACCAUUUUUGCAGCAUAAAAGUAUUUUUAUUAUACUCUAUAUUUUUUUAUUUUAAAAAAAUCUGUGAACAUAUGUACAAAAUCUUAUAUUGAUGUGAUUAGCGUCUUCUAGGCUAAAAAGUGGAACCUUUUAGAAAGAUGUAAAAAAACACAAUUGAGGAAAGCAUGACAGAGCAGGGUUAGUUGUAGCAGGGUGUUACAAAUAAGCCACACACUGUUGGACACCAGUUAAACUAACAAAAUAUCUUUUGAAUUUUGAGUGUAAUGUUGGGAACUUUUUAUAUUAAAAAAAU